Nematolebias whitei (Rio pearlfish) is the source of this 5562-nucleotide messenger RNA. RefSeq names its product neuron navigator 1a (gene nav1a). NCBI's taxonomy places the organism in Eukaryota, Metazoa, Chordata, Actinopteri, Cyprinodontiformes, Rivulidae. Gene Ontology annotation, molecular function: ATP binding; ATP hydrolysis activity. The record is from RefSeq and is a predicted model, not a curated record. The transcript has 27 exons. Gene Ontology annotation, cellular component: microtubule cytoskeleton; axon initial segment. Gene Ontology annotation, biological process: microtubule bundle formation; neurogenesis; nervous system development. The coding region runs from base 145 to 4830 and encodes 1561 amino acids.
UGAGGCACGGCGGGAGUGGGUCAGUCCACCGCUGCUGACUCUUACAGGCGGUUCCUCAGUUCUCAGCAGAGGAUCCUCUCUCUGCCUCUUCCAGUCAGUCAGACCCACGCAGAGGAGGGAUGCGUUAAACAGGAACAAAGGUGGAUGAUAGUAGAAAUGAGCGGGCGCGUGCUGAAUGGGAAAACGCUGCAGCUCCCGGCUUCGCGGCUGCAGCGCGCCGGGAGGAGGACAAUGCACUAUCUGUCAAGCUGGGAUGAGAGCAGCUCCAUCAGCAGCGGACUGAGUGACGGUUCAGACAACCUGAGCUCCGAGGAGUUCAACACCAGUCCCACUCUCAACUCCCUCCCCACAACUCCUAUUGGCUCUCGCAGAAACUCAACCAUCGUGAUGCGCACCGAUGCAGAGAAGAGAUCUCUAGUGGAGAGCGGUCUGUCCUGGGAUUCUGACGAUAACAAACCAGGUCGCAAGAGUCAAAGCUGCAGCUCCUACGACACAGGAAGUCUGAAGUCCGAAUCUGCCAAUAGAUGGAAAGGAGGGAAGGGUGAGCUGAAGAAACCACAGACUCUGGGUCAGGGGAAUGGGUUGAAGAAAGGAAGAAACCCACCUGUGGGAGUCACAUCUCCGAUCACACACACCUCUCAGAGCGGGCUGAAAGUGGCUGGUCCAGUGAAGUCAGAUGUGAAGCCCAUAGAUAAGUCCCGGUUAGUGGUGAAGAAUUCUGGACUUCAGCGCUCCUCCUCUGAUGCUGGUAAAGACAGUCGAAAAGGCACUGGACCUGGAGAGCAGCGUAAACCUCCAUCUGGACUGGUCAGACCUUCAGCUGGUGGAAACUUUGGCUUCAAGAAGCCUCCCACAAUUACCAGCACAGGUGCAAACUUUUCCAUUACUCCCAGUGCUGCAAGUACAGGCAUCAGCUCCAUACCCAGCAGCUCAGCAUCCGUGGGAAAGAUCCCUAAAACAUCUGGUAUUCCUGUCAAGCCAAAUGCAGGUGCAGGAGGACGUAAGACAAGCUUAGAUGUUUCAAACGGUGACCAAAGUGGGUUCCUGUCUCCAAAUGCUAGGACAUCUCUCCAGUACCGCUCUCUGCCUCGCCCAGCAAAGACGAGCACUCUGACUCUAACGCGGCCAAGCUCAGCUCGUCCAGUGAGCACUACCAUGGACAUAGGAUCAGGGCUAACUAAACCCUCCAACAUAGCAACACAGGGUUCAAGGAUUAAGGAGCCCACUUCAGGACUUAAUUCUGGUAAGCCAGGAGGACGUGGGAUCCCAAGUCCCACACCUGUCAAUCAAACAGACAGAGAGAAGGAGAAAGAAAGAGCCAAGGCUAAAGCUGUAGUCUCGGACUCAGAGUGUGGUGGUGGAUCUUUGAAGGGGAGUCCUGCUCAGACCCCCUCAGAAAAUGGAGGAAAGUUGCAUGGGUUAAGACCACCCAAGAGUAUGGAUCUGACCUCACCUGGCAUGCAAAGGUUGUCUGGAGUCCGCAGCCUGGCAAAGCCUCCAUCCUUGGCCCAACUAGACAAGUUGAACUCCAACAGCCUGGAGGUUGAAGUUCAGGAUGGCCUUCCUCCAAAGAUCCCUCCCUACUCCAAGCUCCAAGAACUUUGUAGCUCAAACUCACACAGCUCCUGCCUGGCCCCAAGUCCUGCACCUUUACUCAAUGUGAACUCCUCAGCCUGCUUUUCUAGCUCUGGAAUCGGACUGGGACCUAGGCAAGUCACGUCCCUUGGGGUCGAAAAGAGCGAAGGGAGCACCUCUCCCCUUCUCUACCCUCGCGUGUCUGGGCUGCAUCGCAGCAUGGAGUCUCUGCAGUUACAGAUGAGUCUGGCACCUGAAUCUCAAGGAAAAGACAAGGACAUGGGGAUGGAGACUUUGGUCAGAAGCUACACAACUUUAGAGCCCCAAGACAAAGAUGCACAAGAGGACAGACGCCUUCCAUCAGGGUUGAGCUCUUCAAGUAAAGUUUCACUGAGUCUCACAGACAGUUCUCGGAGAGACAGAAACACACUACCAAAGAAAGGUUUAAGUUUCAAUGGUGCUUCUCAAACAGAGAAAGAAGAGAAGGAGAAAGAAGAGAGGAGACUCUCGCAUACGGUUGUCAGCAUGACCGACUCACUCACCCUUCCUCUGCUGUCCUCACCAACCUCCCUGCCUCGCACCUCUAAAACUGCAAUGGUCCCCAGCCCUGUAGGCGGACCUCCCAGGAUGAUUCGGUCCAACAGCAUCCCAACACACGAUGCCUCCAUGGAGCUGUACGGUGCAUCGCCGCUGGGCAGCACUUUAUCACUGGCUGAGCGUCCACGCAGCAUAGGAAUGGUUCGGUCUGGAUCCUUUAGGGACAGAGAGCCCAACGAUGAAGUUCAUGGGUCUGUACUCUCCCUGGCAUCAAAUGCCUCAUCAAGCUACUCUUCGGCUGAGGAAAGGAUUCAGGGGGAGCAAAUUCGCAUGUUGAGGAGGGAGCUGGAAUCCUCGCAGGAGAAGGUGUCCAAUCUGACAACGCAGUUGACAGCUAAUUCAAAUCUGGUUGCUGCCUUUGAGCAAAGUUUGGCGCUGAUGACGGCUCGGUUGCAGAGUUUGUCAGUGAGCCAUGAGCAGAAGGACUCGGAGCUGACUGAUCUGCGGGAGACGAUCGACGCUCUGAAGUCCAGGAAUGAAGAGGCCCAGGCUGUCAUCCAGGGAGCCUUAAACACUCCAGACAACUCUAAAGACCUGCAUAUGCGACGUCAGAACUCAUGUGAGAGCAUCUCCAGUCUCAACAGCCUGACCAGUAUGUCAAGUGUGGGAAGCCUGAAGGAUCAAGAUGCCAAGAAGAAGAAGAAGAAGAGUUGGCUGAGGAGCUCCUUCAACAAGGCUUUCAGCAUUAAAAAAGGCACCAAAACCUACUCAGACAUUGAGGAAAUCGCCACCCCAGACUCCUCAGCUCCCAACUCACCAAAGAUGACUCAUGAAGGAGGAGAAGCGGGAGAAAGCCAGCUCCCAUCCCUCAAAAUGUCAGGAUCUGCUACCUCCUUAGGGAUCAUGGAGACGACAGAGGAGGGAGACAGUGGUGAAGCGGCGGUGUCAGAGUUACGUUCAGAGCUCUGGGAGAAAGAGAGGGCGCUGACAGAUAUCCGAUUAGAGGCCUUAAGUUCUGCCCAUCAGCUGGAGCAGCUCAGAGAAGCCAUGCACAACAUGCAGUCAACGGUGGAGAACCUCAAGGCAGAAAAUGACCACUUGAAAACAGGAAGUCAGCUGCAUACCUCGGGCUCUGGUCCCACCUUGUCCACGUCGCAGCCUUCGGGUCUGGCCUCUCUUCUGGGGCCCUCACUGAAGCAGCCGAUGAGCAUGUCCCUCACCAAGUCGUUUAGCCUCAGUCUGAAUGAUUGUAAAGAUUCAGAAGCGUCUUCUAGUGACUUGCUAAACGUUGCUCAGCGUGAGGAAGUGUGUGCAAAAGUACUGGUCCGUAUGAAAGAUCAAACAGAGGAUAGUAAACGGCAACAGGACUUCUACCUGGGCACAGUGUUGGUCAGCCUGAGGACUGACUGGACCUCUCUUGACUCGCUCGUAGCUAAGACCUUUAAAGACUACUUGAGUCACGUGGACCCAGCAGCCAGCCUGGGUCUGACCUGUGAGUCCUUGCAGAUGUACCAGCUGGGCCACGGAGGGCAGAGGGUGAUAGGAGGGGACAAACCUCAAUCCUCACCAUAUCGGUGUUUCGUCAAUGGUGCUGCUCAGAUUUUUGUCACCUUAAAAGGUCUCAGAGAAAACAGUGUUGACUCACUGGUGUUUGAGACUCUAGUUCCCAAGCCCAUGAUGCUGCAUUACAUCAGCCUGUUGAUGAAGCACAGACGGCUGGUCCUGUCUGGGCCCAGUGGGACUGGGAAGACAUAUCUAGCCCAGCAUCUGGCCCACUACCUGCUGCAGCGCAGCCGGAUUGACUCAUCAGACGCUGACCACGAUUUAUGUGUUCUGGGUCACAGCGCCGUGGUCACCUUCAACCUGCACCGCCAGUCACAGAAGGACUUGCAGUUGUAUUUGUCAAACCUAGCCAAUCAGAUUGACAGGGAGAGCGGAGGAGAGCUGCCGUCGGUUGUUAUCAUAGAUGAUAUCAGUGACUCAGCGGCCACCACUGAACUUGUAAACGGUGCGCUCACCUGCAAGUACCACAAAUGUCCCUACAUUAUUGGAACAACCAAUCAGCCUGUGAAGAUGAUAUCUAAUCACGGGCUGCACCUCAGCUUCAGGAUGGUCACGUUCUCUAACAACGUGGAACCAGCCAAUGGGUUCCUGCUAAGGUACCUGCACCGGAAAGCCGCAGAGGCUUACCAUGAAGAGGGGCACUUCUCAGCUCACCACCAGGAGCUUCUCCACGUUCUCGACUGGAUCCCUCAGCUUUGGUACCACCUGCACACCUUCCUGGAGAAGCACAGCACCUCAGACUUCCUCAUAGGCCCCUGCUUCUUUCUGUCAUGCCCCGUGUCAGUGGAAGAGUUCCGGCAGUGGUUCAUUGACCUGUGGAACCACUCCAUCAUACCAUACCUGCAGGAAGGAGCCAGAGACGGCAUCAAGGUACACGGUCAUAAAGCAGUGUGGGAGGACCCAGUGGAGUGGGUGAGAGGCACUCUCCCCUGGCCCAAUGCACAACAGGACCAGUCCAGGCUCUUCCACCUACCUCCUCCUAGCGUAGGGCUGCCCACCGAGGAGAAAAAGUCGCCCAAAGAUUCACCUCCGCCCAGCUCUUUGGAGUCAGACCCGCUGAUGGCCAUGCUGCUGAAACUCCAAGAGUCGGCCAACUACAUCGAGUCUCCAGAGCGGGAAGGCUGUCUGGAUCCCACUCUACAGACUACUCUCUGAGCUAACAGCCCGCAGCAACUUAAAAUGACCAACUUUGUAUUAUUGCAGAUACAUGCUUAAUCCCAGUGAGUGUUCAGAGGACUCUGUUGUGAACUUUACUCGGUGCCCAGUGAUCAAAUACAGCAGUAAAAAGGGACUGAGUUUAGCUUGUGUUCAGAACAUUGGAAAGACGAUAAAACUGCUUUCAUGUGAAGCUGUGAGGAUCACUUUGGGGAAAGACGCAGACUUGGAGGUGAUCUUUCCUUGUGCCUCAGUUUGUCCCAGAUGGGUUUUUGUUUAAUCUGCAAGUGCAUGGUGACUGGAAUACUAUGAUGCAAAAUAUUACCUGUAACGUUGUUUAUUAGGAUCCAUUUGCUCCCUUUUAUUUUGGUUCAGCCGCAGCAAACGCUUCAACUGCAGGCGCUCACAGGUUUUCUUUGAAGGUGCACACUUCUCUUCGGUAGUUAAAGAACCUGUGUCUGGCUGCCCCCAACAAGUAGAGCUGUCACUUGUCAACAGUCCAAAUGCACUUUAUUUUCUAUAUGUGAAAAUUGGAUUUUAAAGGGCUGUGUCAGUGAAAGUGUCAAAGAAAGGGGGUGCCAGUUGGGCCCAAAAAGUUGCAGUUUUUGAGUAAAUCCGGUGGAGAGCAGCAGCAAUACUGUCUUAGUGUUGUUGUUUUUUUGUUUUUUGUUUGGUUGGUUGGUUUUUUUUGGGGGGGGGAAGGGGGGUUAAUGGUGCUUAGAUUUGACACAC